AUGGAUAGUAAACUUUUGUUUGGGAUUGUGUGGUUUGUAGGAGUUUGGGCAUCUAAUGUGCAGGCACAAAUAAGCUCAUCAACAGAUUUCCUAGAGGUCAGCUGUGAGAGGUCAUUGUUAAACAUCUAUGUGUCUUCAGAGCAUGUUGUUGAUAAACAUGUGACCUUUUCAGCUAUUGACCAAUAUGGGCAAGCCAUUGAGAUUACGACUGCUGUGGCAGCACAGUGCGGUUACACAUUGUCACAGGACUUCUGGGGUAACAUUAAUUUUAGAGCUUCACUGCUUAGUUGCUACACUGAGAUUUCAGACAACUCUAAUUUCACUGCAACCAUAAGGAUUGAUAUAGCACCUAGCACGGACAACAGUAAAGCCCUGAGUUAUACCAGAACAGCCACUUGUCCUUAUGUCUGGGAUGCCAGAGAGAUUGUCUGUGAAGCCAACUACAUGGAGGUAUCUGUACGGCGAAAAAUCCCACAGAUAGCGGAGAGUGGUUUCCCAGAAGAACCUGCUGACUGGGCUGCUGCCUUUCCAGAUGCAGUUUCUGGACUCAUGUCAAUCUGGCAAGUGGUUUUCCAUCUUACAUCCUCACGAAAAGCAAUGUUGGUCAAAAACGCAAACGACAUGGGCUAUGGCAUAAAUACCACAGAAGCAAGAAUUCUGCUGAGAGCUCCGUAUAAUGCCACUGAAAUACAGUAUCAAAAUGUUCAAGGAACAGAAUUUUCAACAGUGAGAGCCACAAUAUUUUACAAGCAGCAAUGGCUAAUACUAAUGGUUGAUACUGCAGCUGCCUGUCCAGUUGAUGAUGUGACUUUUACCAAAGACACGAUCGUGUGGAAUGUUCCCAAAAAUGUACCCAUACUGCUUACUGGUGCCAGUAGAAUAAAGAGCCAAACAAUUCAGUUUGGGGUCAACCUUGUCACUCUGUCAAACAGUGAAGUCCUUCGCCGCGGAUACACAGUGAUAGACAGUGACCAAUCCACUAGAGUGUUGGUUCCUAUGGGUGCUCUGGGUGGCUAUUACAAGAGCCAUGUAAGACGAGAAGAGAUUGGAAUCACCUACAGUAUUGCCUUGUUUCUUGAAAACAAAUGGGAAGACAGCAGAUGGGGCAUUACAAAACACACAAUUAUUAAAGAAAUUACCUCACCCUUUAUUCCUCAGCCUCCCACCAUAACGAACGAAACUUAUGUACCUUCACGAGUGUUUAAUGUCACAAUUGGUACUUUUCUCCCGGAUGUCGUACUGGUGAACGUGACUGUUGGUCAGGUCACAAGGACAGUAGAUGAGUGCAAGAAAGUGGGAUACAAUAUAUCUUCAAUAAUCAACACAAAUGGAAGCAUCACCUUUGUACUAAAAGUUCCAUUUACUGAUCCUGAUGUUCAAAUUAAGUUUGUGUCUGGCGAAAACCGUUCUUACACUCUAAACGUUACGUUUGGCUUCAUUGUGGUUCCAAGUAAAGAGAGCUACAAAUCUUCAGGUGUAAUCAUUUGCAUAGUCCCAGACGCAGUGCCUCCUAGAAUUAUUGGUUCUUGUGAUGCAAUUUACUUAAACCUUAUAAUCGUCCGUGGCAAUGUGGAUGCAAACUGGCGCCCUUAUAUAAACAAUCAGCCAUUGACAACAGAAUAUGCAGCAAAAAAUGGAUAUAUCUUCAAGGAGAACAGCACAAACAUCAUGAUUUCAGUACCUCGAUUUUCCAGCUCUGUUAUGCUUGAUGAUGUUGGUAGUGCUGGCAUAAGUCUCAGACUUCCAUUAUCCCUGAAAGACAGUUCUACUGGACUUCCGAUGAAAGAUGUCUCUGUUUCUUGCAGUUAUCCUGACAAACUUAUUGAGUGUUUCCCAAAUGGCACAAUAACUGUUUUGGCUCUGAAAAUAGCUGCAGUAACUAACAUGGAUGUAUCAAAGCUGGUUUUAAGAGAUAGAUCCUGCAAACCAAAUGAAGUAACAGAUCAAGCGGCAAAAUUUAUAUUUACAGCAAAUCGGUGCGGUACGAGAAGAAUGUUUUACAACACCACUAUGACCUAUGACAAUGAAGUCUUAUACUUUGGUAGCGGAGGCACCAGCCCAACUUACAGGCUUCAGUUUACAUGUGAUUACUCCACAAAUGGAACAGUGAUUGUCCAGUAUGGCUUUGAUUUAAAUCCUACACUUGCUGGUAUGACGGAAUAUGGCUCACUUGCUUUGGUCAUGAGUUUAAGUAAAGAUAAUUCAUACAAUAUCUUCUAUAAAGAUAUGGAAUAUCCAGUAGUGAAAUUCUUGCGGGAACCUUUGUACUUUGAAGUGGCCCUCCUGCAAAGUAUAGAUCCUCGACUUGAGCUCUUUUUGGAGGACUGUUGGGCUACAACCUCCCCUGACAGGAACAGUUUUCCCCAGUGGGAUAUUGUGGAUAACAGCUGUGAGUUUGCAGAGAGCGACAAGACUAUCUUUCAUCCAGUGACUGCAAAUACUAGAGUGAUGUUCCCAAGUCACCUUAAAAGAUUUGAAGUGAAAAUGUUUACCUUUGUACAAGACGACGCCUACUUGGGAGAGAUGUAUUUUCAUUGCAAUGUGGUGAUUUGCAAUAGCGAGCAACAAUCUUCAGAUCCACUGUGUACAAAAUCUUGUAUCCCUGCGAAGCAGAGAAUAGGGCGCAGUGUUCAUCCAAGUAAUAAGUAUGGAUAUGUCUCUUCAGGCAUGAUAUUACUACAAUCAAACUUACUUUAUUUUUUUGCUCCUUAUACUAAAAUAACCCCCUCUGGCCGCUCCCACAGCAAAACUAUUAUAUAUUUUUGA
Messenger RNA from Bombina bombina (fire-bellied toad), 2766 nucleotides. RefSeq lists its product as uncharacterized. Lineage: Eukaryota; Metazoa; Chordata; Amphibia; Anura; Bombinatoridae. Bases 1 to 2766 code for a protein of 921 amino acids. The record is from RefSeq and is a predicted model, not a curated record. The transcript is spliced from 22 exons.